AUGGCCUCAUCGUUAUCCUCCUUGACAUCGAGUCAACAGGAUACGCCGGAGUACUAUGGCGUUUACACUGGAAUGUGGACCAAUUGGUCUCGCGGGAGGGUCCUUGGGUCCACCAUAACUCUUUCACAGAGAGAUGGCACUCUCCUCAUCGCCUUCACAGCGUUCUUCAUUACCCUUGUCAGCACUUCGUUCUGGAGAAUAGCUUGUUUUGCUUUCCACACCAGAUUCUCGACGGCAAGCGCUCGCGAUGGACUGCACCAUCAACGACAAGCUUUAUUACGCAACUCGGCCAAUGGCGCCAGCGGCCUGGCCAGCCUACUGCUAGUUCUUUGGUCAUGGAGGGGCGGGAAGAACGAGGCCAAGCACGCGUACUCGCGGCUCUUGCCCCUUAUCAUAUUCACCACAGUCACUCUCGUGCUCUUUGCAAUCGCCUCCGGCUUCUCGUCGACCAUCUCGAGCGGCAUGGGGAGCGAGGUGCUGGUCUCCAGCGAUCGCUGUGGGAUAACCACUUCGGGCAACAAUGACACUUUCUUCAACAUCGCAAAUUCGUACGUCGCCCAGGGCGCUUCCACCGCUUUCAUCUACGCACAACAGUGCUACUCCAACACGUCGAACCCAGGGAAGUGCGGGACGUACGUCAAGCCAAGGCUUCCAGUGACAGUCGAAUACAACGUCAGCUGCCCUUUCUCCGACGAGAUGUGCUACACUCAGGACGGAAACAUCCGCUUCGACUCGGGUUUGCUUGACAGCCUCGACGACUUUGGAGUCAAUACGAGGCCCAACUUGAGGUUCCAGUAUAGGCAGAUGAUGGAAUGUGCGCCCUUGAACACGACAAAGUUCCAAGUCACGCACAACUACUCGGACGGCGGAACCCGAGAGCUCUACAGGCAGUUCUGGCUGGGCCACAGGAACACGUCGUCAGAGGUCGUCUACGAGCACAGGGAGUUGCUUGACAGCCAAAUCAACCGCACCGCGCAAUCAUACGAACUGAAUGCCAACAAAGCCUACUCAAUGAACAACUCGUACGACAUCCCAUGGACCGAUUUCUAUCCCAUCGACGAGCUGCGGGCCCCGUACGCCGACGUAUCGCUCUUCUUCCUCGCGGCCAACGGCAUCCAGUUCCGCAACGCAACCGACGACCCGUGGUUCUCGGCGCACCGCACGGGAGCCGACCCGGGAGAGUACAGCUCGGGAUUCGUGCUCGACCAAGUCUUCCUCCAGGACGAUCCAGCGUCAGUAGUCGGUUGCGUACACCGAGAGCAGUUGUGUAACCCGAACAUGCCCGACGGCAGCGACAAGUGCACGCCGCUGAGCUCGGGCGUUGACAACGCAAUCGUCUACCCGAGCAUUGCGCGCGACGAGGCCGAGGUGAAAGCGCUCAACUGGUUCCGAAUCAUAACGACGAUGGGGUGGUCCGAUGUGUAUACCCUGAUCAACGUGCUGGGCGUGUCGGCGCUGAACGCGCGGCAGAAGGUGCGCUGGGGGCUGCAGGGCGCGCUGCCCGACAACCAGUGGCAGAUAGAGGUCGAGUCUUGGUUCAACAUGGCCAUGGCCGGCCUCCAGAUGUCGUACCACGAGGUCGCCACCGGCCCGUCGAAUCCCGACGUUCCCAAGUUGUCGGAUGAUCUUGGAGGCAUGUUCUGCCAUAACCAGAAAAUGCGCAGCACCGCCUACACCAACAUCUCGACGCUCGGCCUCGCCCUGAUCUUCGGGCUGGGCGGCUUCAUCAUCGUGCUCUCCUACACCAUCGAGCCCAUCACGGCCUGCAUCCAGACGCGGCGGCGCAGCGACCACUACUCGCGGCUCGAGUGGGUGGCCAACGACGUGCUGCAGCUGCAGCGGCUGGCGCAUGAGGAGCUCGGGCUCGGCGGCGUGUGGCGCAACUGCGCGGGCGCGGUGCCAACGACGGAGCGGCCCGACGACCAGCUCGGCGUGCUCGACGUGUCGGACCCCGAGCAUCCGCGGCUGAGGGUGCUGGCUGAGGUGUUCGAGGAGGAAAAGAGGGGCGCGGAGGAGGAGGAAGAAGAGCGGAGGCGGCGGCAACAGGAGGAUGAGAGGAAGAAGAAUGGCGGGGUGCGGGCGAAUGAUGAGAGGGAGGUGUCGGAGAUCUCGGUGUCGCCGACGCUGACGGAUGGCGGGGAUUGGUCCUCGCAGGAUGAGCGGCCGCGGGAGCAGAGGCGGGGGAGUUCUUGA
Messenger RNA from Lasiodiplodia theobromae, 2193 nucleotides. RefSeq names its product Cytochrome p450 protein. Lineage: Eukaryota; Fungi; Ascomycota; Dothideomycetes; Botryosphaeriales; Botryosphaeriaceae. The record is from RefSeq and is a predicted model, not a curated record. The transcript has 3 exons. Bases 1 to 2193 code for a protein of 730 amino acids.